AUGCCUGCUGUUGAUUUGUUUUCUCAUACUAUCUUACCAAUGCCUACUCCUGCUGUUCUUGAUCCUAUUCUUGAAUUGCCUAUUCAUAAUGAAAAUCUUGCUCAUAGGGCUAAUAAUCGUGCUGCUCGUUCUACACGGUUAAUGCAUCUCAUUCUCAUUCUGAUGCAUCUCACUCGCAUACUGUUGCAUCUCCAUCAUUAUCAAUUGUACCUCCUGCACACACUACACCGCAUUCCAAUACUAAUGCAUCUCAUUCUCAUUCUGAUGCAUCUCCUCUGCAUUCAUCUGCAUCACGCUCUAAUGCCACAAAUCCGUCACAAGAGACUGUUUCACGAGGAACGGGACAGAGUCGCCUGA
This is a messenger RNA of Microthlaspi erraticum, 357 nucleotides long. The record is from the annotation of a GenBank genome assembly. NCBI's taxonomy places the organism in Eukaryota, Viridiplantae, Streptophyta, Magnoliopsida, Brassicales, Brassicaceae.